AUGUACCACCUCCGAUCUAGUGCUUCUUUCGCUGCAGAAAAUGUAAAUCCCCCUUUUUUUUCCCCUCCCUGUGCGCAGGAUGACAAGGUCGUGGCGUUCCGCGACAUCAACCCGUCGGCGUUCAGGCACUAUCUUGUCAUACCCAUUGAUCAUAUACCAACUGUAAAUAGCCUCCACAAAACCAAAGAUGAUCACCAGUUAGUCAGCCAUAUGGUGAAGGUGGGGAAAGACUUGCUCAAUCAAGAUGCUCCCAAUUCUGAGGAACACAGGUUUGGGUUCCAUCAGCCCCCAUUUAAUAGUGUCGAUCACCUUCAUCUUCAUUGCCUGGCACUGCCAUUUAUGCCCAGUUGGAGGCAAGUGAAAUAUACCCCUCUGGGACCUUUAGGGGGGUUUAUCGAGGCUGAAAAGCUAUUGGAAAGAAUAAAACCAGAAGCAGAAGUAUACAGUUAG
Molecule: messenger RNA, 450 nt
Organism: Miscanthus lutarioriparius
Lineage: Eukaryota; Viridiplantae; Streptophyta; Magnoliopsida; Poales; Poaceae
Source: the annotation of a GenBank genome assembly